GCUUGUUUUCAUUAUACGUUGUGUUAUAAGCAGAGUUCAUGGUUUGAACUUGAUAGAUUCGACUUUUAAGUUUCUUGACAGUGAAUUCAUGGUACUAUAUUAUUGACUAUUGUAAUUAUGUGGUCAGAAUUUGAUGUUUGUUGAAAUUUUAGUGUAUUUUUUUAAAUAUAUAUCUAUACUUCAUGUCGUUAUUUCUAUUAUUUUUUGUUGAUAGUACUCAUGUAUUGUCUCUCUUUUCAUCUUCUUGAUUCUGCCUACACUCUACCUUCUCGUCUAGUGUCGUGUUAUGUUUGUUGAGAUGCUACGUUUUAGGAAUUUACUUUUUCCAUUGCCAAUAUGAACCACUUUUUUUGGGUCGCAGUGUAUGUUUGUUCAUAUUUGUACAAUUUUCUAGAAUCAGUUGAUGCAUUUUGUUGAAAAUUUUAGUGGUGGUCUUCACUUCAUACCAUUCUGAUGUGUCUUUGCUGUGACAGGUUUUUCUAUUUCAGAGGAAUGUUGAUUAUGGUGUUUGCAAAUUGUUUUCUCAAAAAAGGCAAUUUGGAAGUUUUCUUAAAUAUAUAAACAUUUAGAGUGGAGGGAUUUUGAAGAUAAAGAAUUAGUGGAAGGGCGGUGGUUUCAGUGGACAGCAAGUGGGGUUGCCUCAGAUUUUCAGAACUAUGAUUAGCAUUUUUUGCCAGACGCAGAGUCUGUUGGUUGCGAUUUAAAUACUAGCAUUGGCUAGCAUUGGCGGAUUCAGAAUUUAAACGUCGCGAGUUCUGAGUUGAAGAGUCAUUUCCUUCUUUUUGUUUGCUGAAUUAGUGGAAAGCUCCGAAUUGAAAUACCGGAGGUGAAGAGAAUUUGUCCCUGAAGAUGAAGUUUAUGAAACUUGGAUCCAAACCUGAUCAGUUUCAGACUGAAGGAGAUAAUAUCAGGUAUGUAGCAACUGAAUUGGCAACUGACAUGGUUAUCAAUGUUGGAGAUGUGAAGUUUUACCUCCACAAGUUUCCCCUUCUGUCGAAGAGUUAUAGCUUGCAGAAGCUGGUUGCCUGUACAAAUGAGGAAAACAGCGAUGAAAUCAACAUCCAUGAUAUUCCUGGCGGACCUGCUGCUUUUGAAGUAUGCGCAAAGUUCUGUUAUGGUAUGACAGUAACUUUGAAUGCAUAUAAUGUCGUUGCAGCUCGUUGUGCAGCAGAGUACUUGGAAAUGUACGAGACAGUUGAGAAGGGAAAUCUUAUCUACAAGAUUGAUGUUUUUCUUACAUCUAGCAUCUUUCGGAGCUGGAAGGACUCUAUCAUUGUUCUUCAGACCACAAAAGCUUUUCUUCCCUGGUGCGAGGAACUAAAGGUCGUUAGUCAUUGCCUGGAUUCCGUCGCAUCUAAAGCUUCCAUAGACACGUCAAAGGUGGACUGGUCUUAUACUUAUAACCAUAAAAAGCUUCUAUCUGAAAAUGAAAUUGAUCUGCACUGCGACGUAGUGAACAAGCAACAGCUUGUUCCAGAAGACUGGUGGGUUGAGGACCUUUGCGAGCUUCAUAUUGACUUGUAUAAACGGGUCAUAACAACCAUAAAUGCAAAAGGAAGGAUGUCUCCAGAAGCAAUAGGUGAAGCGUUGAAAGCAUAUGUCAACAGAAGGCUACCUGGAUUCAGCAAGGGUAAGAUACAGGGAAGUGAUCCUGAAAAGUAUCGGUAUCUGGUUGAUACGAUUACUUGGUUACUGCCCGAAGAGAAAAAUGGUGUUUCGUGUGGUUUCUUGAUCCGACUGCUGCAAGCAUCUAUUGCGUUGGAAUGUGGACAAACAGUGAGAAGUGAACUGAAGAGGAGGGUCGGCCUGCAGCUAGAAGAGGCAACAGUAGGUGACCUUCUAAUUCGAGCUCCAGAUAGUGAAACUAUUAUGUUCGAUAUUGACCUUGUACAAGACCUUGUAGAGCAGUUCAUGCUCCACCAAAAGAACGGUCAGAUUGAUUGUCCUGCAGAUAAUAGAUUCCCGGAUAUACUACCUGCGUUUGCAUCAGACCGUUCCAGGGUAAAGGUGGCUAGGAUAAUUGACGGAUACCUUGCUGAAGUUGCUAGAGAUCCAAAUCUACCUCUAUCGAAAUUUGUCAAUCUUGCAGAGUUGGUAUCUGGUUUCUCCAGACCAUCCCAUGAUGGGAUUUACCGUGCUAUUGACAUGUAUCUCAAGGAACAUGGGAUUACGAAAAGCGAGAGAAAAAGAAUUUGCAGGCUGAUGGACUGCAGGAAGCUAUCAGCUGAGGCCUGCAUGCAUGCUGUACAGAACGAGCGCCUUCCUUUGCGAGUAGUUGUACAAGUUCUGUUCUUUGAGCAAGUCAGAGCAACAACAUCAUCCGGCGGUGGCAGCACUCCCGACCUAACUAGAUCAGUUAAGGCUUUGCUCCCAGUGGGAUCUCACGGGAGCUCCACUUCUGUUACAUCCAACACUGACGAAGAUUGGGAUGCUGUGCCCACUGCCAAGGAACUUAAAGCUCUGAAAGGUGAGUUUGCUUCUCUAAGAUUGAGAGACAGGGAAGGUAACAAUGGUAGUGACUUGAACAACAUGAAAACAAAUGCGGAAAAAGUUGAUAGUAGCAAAGUGAAGGGUUCAAUGAUAUCGAAAAAGAUGUUCUCAAAACUGUGGUCAAAUAAAGAUAGACUAAGUGAGAAUAGCAGCUCAGAUACAUCAGAAAGCCCAUCAUCUUCAAAUGCAGGGGAAACAAAGUCUACCCCAUAUAGAAGUAGGAGGCAAUCUCUGUCUUAGUAUUAGCUGCAGAGCAGCCCCAGGAAUUUGGUUCAAUAGUAGGAGCAUAAUGUGUGAUCAGUGGAUUAGACGCACGUCAUGGGUUCGAAUCCUGCCGCGGACUAAAACCUGGUGUUUAAGUGGAGAAGAGUAGAGGGGUGGGCUCAUUACUCACCAACUUUCGAGCUGUGUGCUUGCUGGUCCUCGGAGAUUUCUCGGUUAUCAAAAAAAAAAAGGAUUAGCUGCUGAGCAAAUGAAGUUUUCCUUAGCAUGUUAAAUGUUUCACUACCUAUUGAAACUAGGAUUGUUGAAACUAAACCUGUCACUAACCCUGAAAUGGAAAAGAGAGACCUCUAAAUAUUUUUGUACUUAUUUGAUUCUAUUUCAUUUGCAAGGUAUAUCAGCUUAGGACUGCUACUGUAUCCUCUAAUUUCUAGCUUUUCCAAUGAACUCUAUAAUCCACCAAUAUGUAUAGCUUUUCACCGUGA
Messenger RNA from Nicotiana tabacum (common tobacco), 3197 nucleotides. The record is from RefSeq and is a predicted model, not a curated record. NCBI's taxonomy places the organism in Eukaryota, Viridiplantae, Streptophyta, Magnoliopsida, Solanales, Solanaceae.